This is a messenger RNA of Plectropomus leopardus (leopard coralgrouper), 1979 nucleotides long. RefSeq lists its product as uncharacterized. Gene Ontology annotation, cellular component: nucleus. NCBI's taxonomy places the organism in Eukaryota, Metazoa, Chordata, Actinopteri, Perciformes, Serranidae. The record is from RefSeq and is a predicted model, not a curated record. Gene Ontology annotation, biological process: regulation of gene expression.
ACGUAGAAGUUAGAGGUGUCGCUCUGUAAAAUGUCGCAGUUACAGCAGCUCAGGGUGUUUGUGAACGAGCGUCUGAAGGCGGCAGCAGAGGAGAUCUUCGGCGCGGUGGAGAGAACACUGUCAGAGCUCCAGAGGGACGUUUCCGUGUCGCAGCGGGACAAAGAGAGCGAGCUGCUAACGCGAGCUGAGAGAGAGCAGCGGAGGGAGGCGGAGUUCAGCGCAGACUCUCGGGAGGGCAGCAGGUCGGGAGCAGAGGCCUCCAGCUCCACGCGGCCCCCACUCACUGAGGAGCGUCAGGAGCACUGGCCCACACAGGACCUGUUAGAGGAUGCUGUUGUUUGUUUGAAGCAUGAACAGAACACUGAGACAUCGUCCUCCAGUCAGACUCAGACUGUGGCCAGCGGAGAGGGAGAUCUUCCUCCUGGCACCUCGACGGAGUGGAUGAGAGCAGAGGAGGAGGCAGAGGGCUGCAGGGGGGCGGACUGCUGGCAGCCUGUCUCCUCAGAUAGCGGGGACGGCGCUGAUGGCAGUGAUGCUGAAUGGACGGAGAGCGGAGAGUCCAACUCAAACACAAAGACAAAGAAGUCAAAGAGGAAAAGACAAAACAGUCCCAACCUGAAAAAUAAGCAAAGCUCAAACCAGAGACCUCUGUGUUGUAAGCUGUGUGGAGAAUCCUUCCACUACAGGAGUUCAUUACUGAGGCAUGCCAAGUCACAUGCUAACAGCACGGCCAUUAUCUGCCCUCCGAACCAUGCAGCGUCUGCAGAAAGUGGGACUGAACCCUCAGAGACUCACAGGGAGGACAAUCUGUGUUACAUCUGUGGCAAAACCUUCACCACAAGGUCCCACUUGAAAAGACACCUGCUGGUUCACACGGGUCAGAAACCACACCACUGCGAGGAGUGUGGCAGGAGGUUUGCACGAGGGGAGUGCCUGAGGAUCCACAUGAGGAUCCACACGGUGGAGAAGCCGUACACCUGUGAGGUGUGUGGCAAAGGAUUCAAACAGAGGAGCAACAUGAUCUGUCACAUAAGGACUCACACAGGAGAGAAACCACACCGCUGUGGCAUCUGCUCCAGAACGUUUGCUUAUAAGAAGGACAUGAUGAGGCACAUGCAAGGCCACGCCAAGAUGUGACAUCCAUCACUAGGUUUCAGCCAUGUUAAUAUCAGUGAUGUGCUCCAGGGUCAACUUUGAUUUUUGGUUUAUUUUUCCUUUUCUGUUAGACUUGGGUUGAUUUCCGAGGUUUAACAAAAAGUUUAUGUGUUUUUUAGGUUGACAAGGUAGGUAGGAGACAUGGUAGAAUAAGGCCAAAAUUAGACGAUAACGGCCCUGUUAUAUACAGAAAAAUCUUUGCUUUUUUAAAAAAAAUUCAUAUGAUAACUUUGUGAAAACGAUCCUCAUGAACAUGGAUCCACAAAAACACUGUAUUGUGAUGUCAGGCCAGUAGUUGACUGUGUUACUCUGUAAUGAGACACCAUAGAAGAACACUGUGCACAUAAGCAAAGUGCAGUCUUGACGUCACCAUUCUCACAGGAUCUGCGCUCUGACACUUCACACAGCAACGAACACACGAAAAAAUUGUACUCUGGAACCUGGCUUCACAAGUUUGCGUCUUUAGGCUCCCUAAACACAGCUGUCGUGUGAACGAAAGGCAAAACUGCAACAAAAGUUUAAUGUUUCAUUCAAGAACCAUUGCCAUGUAAAAGGCUCCAAAGAAAAUGUAAACUGUGCAACGCUGAAGACAGAGGCGUUAUAGUGGUCAUGUACAGGUGGUCUUUGGAUGCUCGAGGUAUACUGUGUUUGUUUCAUCUUGUGCAGGGCUGCAGGCAUGGAUGAAGUGAAUUCUCAAUCAAAAAAUAAAAAGUAUAAAAUGUAAGACCCCUUCAGAAAUAAUCAACACACUGAGGAUGUGUUGAUUUGUUGUAAAUCCUGCUACAUCUUUUGUUGUCUAAGGAGGAGCUGAGGAGUCUCACAGC